Paramormyrops kingsleyae is the source of this 3690-nucleotide messenger RNA. Its product is annotated as coatomer subunit delta. Gene Ontology annotation, cellular component: COPI vesicle coat. Lineage: Eukaryota; Metazoa; Chordata; Actinopteri; Osteoglossiformes; Mormyridae. The record is from RefSeq and is a predicted model, not a curated record. Gene Ontology annotation, biological process: endoplasmic reticulum to Golgi vesicle-mediated transport; Golgi localization; retrograde vesicle-mediated transport, Golgi to endoplasmic reticulum.
GAAGCUGUAGGAGGACGGCGGCGGAUAAGGGAACGAUUCACCGAUCAUCUCACGGUAUAUACGGUCAAAAAGGACUCAAUCGCCGACGAAAGCGAGCCAGCCGGCGACUUAAACACGCAAAACUCCAAAGGAGACCAAAAUGGUACUUCUGGCCGCAGCGGUGUGCACCAAGGCCGGUAAAGCCAUCGUGUCGCGCCAGUUCGUGGAGAUGACUCGGACGCGCAUCGAGGGUUUGCUGGCCGCCUUCCCCAAGCUGAUGAACACGGGCAAGCAGCACACCUUCGUGGAAACCGAGAGCGUGCGCUACGUCUACCAGCCGCUGGAGAAGCUCUACAUGGUGCUCAUUACCACCAAAAACAGCAACAUUCUGGAAGACUUGGAGACCCUAAGACUCUUCUCUAGAGUGAUUCCGGAGUACUGCCGAGUGUUGGAGGAGAGCGAGAUCUCCGAGCACUGCUUUGACCUCAUCUUCGCCUUUGAUGAGAUUGUUGCACUGGGUUACCGGGAGAACGUCAACCUGGCCCAGAUCCGCACAUUCACCGAGAUGGACUCGCAUGAGGAGAAGGUCUUCCGAGCCGUCAGAGAGACCCAGGAGCGUGAGGCGAAAGCUGAAAUGCGACGGAAGGCCAAAGAGCUGCAGCAAGCCCGUCGCGAUGCAGAACGUUCCGGAAAGAAGGCUCCCGGCUUCGGUGGCUUUGGCAGCUCCGGUGUGAGCGGAGGCUCCACGUCCAUCAUUUCGGACACGCUUGUAGAGCCGGAAAAGCCUAAGGUGGUGCCUGCUCCCAUCAGGCCAAGUGGCCCAAGUAAGGCUCUGAAGCUGGGUGCCAAGGGCAAGGAGGUGGACAACUUUGUGGACAAACUGAAACUGGAGGGCGAGAACAUCAUCCUGCCCAGCACUGGGAAGAGACCAGAGGCGUCUAAGGCCCUGGCGCCCCCUGUUAAUGUAGAGAGUGUGCACCUGAAGGUCGAGGAGAAGAUAUCCCUUACCUGCGGGCGGGAUGGCGGCCUACAGAAUAUGGAGGUCCUGGGUAUGGUGACCCUCAGGGUGUCAGAUGAGAAGAAUGGGCGAAUCCGGCUUCAUGUCAUCAACAAUGACAAGAAGGGGGUUCAGCUACAGACCCACCCCAAUGUGGACAAGAAGCUCUUCACGGCAGACUCGCUGAUCGGCCUGAAGAAUCCAGAAAAGUCGUUUCCGCUGAACAGUGACGUGGGGGUGCUGAAGUGGAGGCUGCAGAGCGCAGAGGCGGCGCUGGUGCCACUCACCAUAAACUGCUGGCCUUCCGAGACUGGCGAUGGCUGUGACGUGAACAUUGAAUACGAGCUGCAGGAGGAUGGGUUUGAACUCAACGACGUCGUCAUCACCAUCCCUGUCCCGUCAGGAGUGGGAGCACCUGUGAUCGGGGACUUGGACGGCGAGUACCGGCACGACAGUCGGCGCAACAUGCUGGAGUGGUGUCUGCCUGUUGUCGACGGCAACAAUAAAACUGGCAGCCUGGAAUUCAGCGUCGCUGGGCGGCCCAGCGACUUCUUCCCCGUCACAGUCUCCUUCGUCUCUAAGCGCACCUUCUGUGACAUACAGGUCAUGAAAGUGUCUCAGGUGGAUGGAGACAGCCCCGUCAGGUUCUCCUCAGAGACGGCAUUGGUGGUGGACAAAUAUGAGAUCCUUUAGGGAUAUGGACUGAGAGAGCAAGAGAGAUCCUGCUGAGAGAGAUGGUGAUUCACUGACAGCAUGUCAGUGGGACAGAGGCCUUCUGAAGCCCUUUUCACUUCGGCGUACUGUUUCAGUGUAUUUAUACAUUUAUAAGAUGAAUUAUAUUGAAAAAUGAUAUACCCGUACAGAAGGUGUAGAGGAACAGCCCUGGAGCGAACUAUGCCGCAUCAGCAGAGGGUGAACCCAAGGGGCCAUGCAACAUGCAAGGCGGCUCCCUGUUCCUCUAUCCGCACUUAUCCUGUAGCGACAGCAGCCCGCUGUCAUAGUGUCCCGAUUGUUUUGUUCUGUCUUUCUCCCCGGAACCUGCUCCAUCAUCCUCUGUUCUCUGAUUUUCCGAAUCCGUCGGGACCCAGCAGAAAUACCUGUCCUCUCCUGUCCUGGUCCCACCGCUCAGGCCACGUCCGGGACCCCAUGCCGCCAGGCGGGUGCCAGUGGCCUGCCAGGCCCGCAUCCCCGGGCCAUCGCGGGCCGCUUGUCUGCGGCCACCCAGAACAGUGUCUCCUUCAGCUUUCGUGUCUCUCUUCAUUAACUGACAGACUGUGUCAAAUGAGUGCUGAUAAAUCACAUUAUAGUCCUGUUGCUCGUUUGGGGGUUUUAAAUUAAAUGACUGUAUUGUCAUCUUAGAUGCCGCCUGAGUUAAACCUCCAUGCUGGGUUCUCCUGAUCCGGUGUAUUGUAAUAUCUGAUAUCGCUUUACAUUAACCGUACCUUCAUAAUGAAUUCAUUAUAUAUUCAUAGAAUUUUUAAUGCACCUUCAUAAUCCAUCCAUAGAGCAUUCAUAAGCACCAUUAUAUGAUUAUAAUGCUUAUAUGUUUACUAAUAUAUGUUUUACCAUGUCAAGGGAUGUUAUGCUAAGUUAAGGUAUACUUACAUGAUGCUUGUGAAUGUUCUAUGAAUGCAUUAUGAAGGUGCAGUGAGUGUUCUACGACUGCAUUAUUAAGGCAUUGUGAUCUUACAGUUAAUGAAAAGCAUUACCUAAUAUUCCGGUUAAUGUAUCAGAUAUGUCAAUGACUUCGAUGUUUCAGAUGUUGAGUGUAAAACAUUUUUUUCAUUCAUUUGGUUAAUUUUUGCUUUUGGGGAAAACUUUUUUUUUUUUUGCCCAUGAGAUCCCAUGUAGUGUGCAAACCACUGUUCUGAAAUCAGCCGUUGUGUGACUUCAGCUGAACAGCUCUGUGUUGGGUUGGAUCUCUUGUCCUGUGUGUGGAUGUGAUUGUUGAAGGCUAGCAGUGAGCUGUAUGCAACAAUCUGCAUGUUGGAUUUUCCUGGUGCCAAACAUGUUUCAGUUAGGAUCUUAUGGAAAUGAUAAACAUUAAUGUUUAUGUUUAGGCUGCACAGUGGUAAUUCUCCUCUGGGGGGCACUGUUGGCCUGGGCAGGACCAACUGAAGCUGAAGAGGACAUUUGAUAAGCAGCUUUGCUUUUUUUUCAGGGGCAUAACAAAUGUUUAUGUCCACAUACAAGUGUGUAAAAGCAAGGUGUAACUUCACGGCCAGUUGAUUUGCUUCCCCUUUUGGCCAGAGUGCCAUGGGUCACUAUGCACCAUGAUGACUGAGAGAAACAUCCCAGGGAGGGAGAGCCAGUGGCUGGGUCUAUCAAACCAGCACUUCCCCUUCUCACAAUGUAAGUGCAGCAAUUUGAAUACAACGGACAGGUCUGUUCUGAGGUCCCAACUAGAUGAGAGCGAACAGAAAAACAAUCUCUGUUUGGCUUAAUUGAAGGAUGUUUUUGGUCUCCACAAACCUCAAGCCUCUGCUGUCUUACACACAGUUAUACCUUUGGCAGUAAAUUUCACUUUGGUUGAUUCCUGACCCAUUUGCUUUGUUGAAGGUAAUGACAUGUUUUAGUCAUAACUGCAACCCUACAUGGGAGAUGGCGUGGGAAACUAAACCAGUAUGUGUGUGUGUUGUGGGGCAGGGUGGAGGUUUAAAAAAAUGUAACAAUUAAAAGAAAAUGAAUUAAACCUGCAAUGUUCUUUAAUUGAA